CUGGGUGAUUAUUUACGUGUCCAAACUUCAACUCAUUCCGCAAAUCUUCCCAGAUUCUCGACUUCCAGCCCAUACUCAGCAGUGGUAAAUCGCAGCAAAAAUUGCAACAUCAUGGCCACGAGAUCAAAGAUUGGUGCAGCAGCGACGAGGGCAUCGACCCGAACAAAGACACCAGUUCCACCUCCGAGUCCUCCAGCAGGGAUAAAGACUAUUCGAGCAAGACUUCCAAGCAAAACUACUGCACAAACUGAGGUAUCAAAAACGCGAACAACUGGUCGAAAACCUCUUGCCAAUCGAGCUAAUUCGCCUGAUGCUAAGCUUCCUGCUGCCAAGAAGGUGGCUGGUACUAGGCAAGCACGGGCAGACCAUGGAAUGACUGCAGAGCGCGAACCUGUUAUGGCCUAUUUGCGCAUUCGUCCUCAUCUUGGGGAUGAUGAAUGCAUGUCUAUGCCUUACCUUGCCCCUUUAUCCGACACGUCUGUACAGAUGACUGACACCUCCCAUGAUGGUGCAGGUAGUUCCAGACCACACAUUCGUGUCUCAGCUGUCGCGCCUUCGUCAAUCUACAGAUUCUCGCAUGUUUUCCUACCAGAAACACAACAGGCAGAGUUCUUCGCAAAAACUACACUUCCCCUUGUACGUGAUCUCCUGGAUGGACAGAAUGGCUUGUUGUUUGCAUAUGGCGUUACAAAUUCUGGCAAGACAUAUACAAUCCAAGGAGGCAAUGGUCCUGAUUCUGCAGGUAUCCUGCCGCGGACACUGGACGUCAUUUUCAAUAGCGUCGAAGGACUGCACAGCGAUGGCCGGUUCAGGCCUGUUAGGCUGUACGGCGUAGAGGAAGCUGAUCCUUCUGAGUUCCUGCCUCCCACGGACAUUGACAUGCCAACUGAUGAGCCACAACUCGCAGAAGUCCUUGCAGAACACCUCUCAAACACGGAUGACAUCGAUAUCGAUCCAACCAUCGUUAAGCUCGACCGCAACUAUGAGUACUCUAUCUGGAUAUCUUACGCGGAAGUAUAUAAUGAAAAGGUAUACGACCUUCUUGCUGAAGUGACAGAGGAUACGUCGCGGUCACAGAUCCCUCGCUCCAACACUAGCGCACAAGUCGCCCAUCCGCUUCUGCUGACGCGUAAAGCCCUCGCCGUUAAACCUUCACCUGCCUCUGACGCUCUAGAUGAGAGUGGGCCUGGAAGCGCGGGGAAGUAUAUUGCAGGACUGAGAUAUUUUCGGGUAACUGGUGCUGCGCAAGCAAAGGCACUUGUCAAGCUAGGACAGCUGCACCGACGUGUCUUCGGCACGCUGGCUAACAGCCAAAGUAGCAGGAGCCAUGGUAUGGUGACUAUCAAGAUUCUAAGAGGACACCGGGGUGACCGGGAUGACCCAAGUUCUCUGCAAAUAUCGCGGUUGACCCUCGUGGAUCUAGCAGGAUCGGAGCGAACCAAGCACACGCAGACAACUGGCGACCGUCUCAAGGAAGCCGGAAGUAUCAACAAGUCUCUCAUGGUCCUUGGGCAAUGCAUGGAGGUCAUGCGUUCCAAUCAAAAGCGCCUCGCACAAAGCCUAGCAAAUCCUGGGCGGACGGAUAUUCGUGAUGUUAAGAGGGCGUUGGCUGUUGUGCCAUUUAGGCAUAGCAAACUCACGGAGGUAUUAAUGGAUUACUUUGUUGGCGAUGGUCGAGUCGUGAUGAUCGUCAACAUCAAUCCUUAUGAUACCGGCUUCGAAGAGAACUCUCACGUAAUGAAAUUCUCUGCGCUUGCGAGAGAAGUUUCGACGACCGUGAACAACGCACCUGUACCCCGCGUACAGACCAAUCCAAGCAAGCGGAGUACAGUUGGCUCAGCUCUGCCCAGGGCUGUGACCAGGAAGGUGACGAUAUCGAGUCUUCUCCCUAAUAAAAAGGUCAGCGAAGCACAUCUCGAGGUUCUCGAAGAGGAUGAGGUGAGGGAAGGUGGUGAGAGUGAGGAGGAAGAUGGUGAACCCAUCAAUCCGCUAGUGGAUGCCUUGUUUGAUGAAAUAGAGGACUUGCGCCUGCGGCUCUACGAGGCGGAGAUGCGUUGUGUAAUAGUCGAAGCAGAAACCCGCGAAGACGUUAUGAAGGAAAUGGAAGAAAUGAUGCGUGAAAUUGAGAAGACUUACAGCCAGAGGCUUAUGAGCGAGGUGGAGCGAAACGAGCGGAAAAUGGAUGCCAAGAUUGACAUGCUGCAUCAAGCUGGAUUAAUUGGAUCCCCUCAAAAGCGUCGAGAGAUAGUGGAGGAGGGCGAGGAGUCAGGUGAGAUUGAAGACGAGAAUGUAGAAAUUAUCGAAGAUAGCGAUGAGCCGGCUGACUCCGAAGCAAGCCGAUCUUCAUCACCUCUUGACGGCAAGGGGAAGACCAAAACACAAUUAAAGCUCACCUCCAACCGAAUGUUAGGCACCGAUCAAGAGGAGACCGAUGCAAGUGCUCAAAGCGAAAUCGAGCAAAUCACGGAAGAAGAAGAGAGUGUGGAGGACGAUCCAAUUAGUGAAGAUGACGAAUCUGGCGACUACGCCCCUCCAGCUAAGGCUAAGUCUAGGCCGUUUAAAGUAGUCGCCAAACCUCUAGCAAAGGGGAAAGCAGGAAUUCCAGCAGCCAAAACUAGUCGUCGAUCAACCCGCACUGUGUCUCUGUUGGAGAAGCACAUUAAGGAUCUUUCUCUCCUGGAGGACGACACAGGUGACGCUGACGACUCCGUCACGAUUCUACCCAAUCGAAAGGCACGGGCAGCUUACGGGGGUCCCGAUGUUGUAUUCGUACCAGGGCAAGGCGAUCUUGAUACUACAAAGAGAAAGAAGAGGUGAGGUCUGUGCCAUGAAUUCGACAACAGACUGACAACUCCUCGAAGGCAACUGGGUAAGAAGGCUGUAGUGACUGAGGAAGAACUAGAACAAGUAGUUGGUGCCGUGGAGAAAAACGCGCAAAAGGGUGGAGAAAGCAAGAACAUCAGGCGAAUGCGUAUAAGCUAAUGGUUAAUAAUCUACUUAUUUGUUUUCCCUUGAGAGCUUCGCAGACAACCGUGACCUGUACCAGUAGAAUGUAAUACUUAAUGCUGUGUUUUUCUAUCCUCGUACAAGUUGAUGAGUAUUUUAUAUUCGGCGUUACAGAACGAACGCAAAUUGAUGU
Molecule: messenger RNA, 3139 nt
Organism: Suillus subaureus
Lineage: Eukaryota; Fungi; Basidiomycota; Agaricomycetes; Boletales; Suillaceae
Product: P-loop containing nucleoside triphosphate hydrolase protein
Exons: 10
Coding region: 112-2817 (901 amino acids)
Biological process (GO): microtubule-based movement
Cellular component (GO): microtubule; kinesin complex; nucleus
Molecular function (GO): microtubule motor activity; ATP binding; ATP hydrolysis activity
Source: RefSeq, a predicted model, not a curated record